AUGCUAUCCUCUCGGCCGAAACAGUUCGAGUCUUUGCUCAAAGACAAGGCGCGGAUGGAUCUACCGCGUGGAGACUCGGAGAAGUGCACGCUGAGGCCAGUUCCGGCCACGUGCCUUACAUCCCACCGUUAUCUCUCAGCCAUUCCGGCCGCACCCACCGAUCCUUUGUAUAGCCUGGUGACCGCAUACGAAGCGGACUCGUUAGAGGACAAGGUUUAUCUAGGAGUUGGCGCGUACAGAGACGAAAAUUCAAAGCCCUGGAUCUUGCCAGUUGUGCGGAAGGCCACGGGCAUUCUGAAUAAAGAUACAACGCAAGAUCAUGAAUACCUGCCCAUUGCCGGCCUUCCAAAGUUUACCGGUGCAGCUCAGAGCUUGGUCCUUAGGACCGACUCGGUCGCGAUCAAUGAGAAGCGAGAAGUAUCGUCGUCCUUCAUGCCUGCGCCCACAACCCGACGGGGCGUGGACCCGACGGAGGACGAGUGGAAAGAGAUCGCGAAGAUCAUGAAGGCCAACGAUCUCUUCCCGUUCUUCGAUUGUGCCUACCAAGGCUUCGCGACGGGCUAUCUCUCGCAAGACAACUUCGCCAUUCGAUACUUUGUCGACCAGGGAUUCCAACUUGCCAUUGCUCAAUCAUUGGCCAAGAACCUGGGUCUCUAUGGUCAGCGCGUCGGGGCUUUCCACUUCGUGACCGCGCCGGGCGCAGAUGCGCAAUCGACGACCGCACACGUCGCAUCUCAACUAUCUCUUCUCCAGCGAUCGGAAAUCUCGAUUCCUCCCAUCUUUGGCGCACAUAUUGCCUCCAUCAUCUUGAAUGACCCGCAGCUGUUUGCCGAAUGGGAAACAGACCUGUUGACUAUGCCGGGUCGCAUCAUGAAAAUGAGAAAGUGCCUGAAGGAGGAGCUGGAGCGUUUGCAGACUCUGGGUACAUGGGACCAUAUUGUCAAUCAAAUUGGUAUGUUUAGCUUUACUGGAUUGACUCCGGCGCAGGUGCUCGAGCUGCGUGAGAAGUGGCAUGUUUAUAUGGCGGAGACGGGCAGAAUUAGUGUGGCUAGGUUGAAUGAUCGGAAUGUCGCCUACUUUUCUCGCGCGGUCCAACUAAGCAUCGUUAUCGGUCUUAUGGAAUCCAUCACGGAGAAAGUCACCGUAUCGAGCACGACCCGGACGGAUCAAGCUCCGAUAUCUCGCGUUAUUCGAUUCGACUACGGAGACGACGACUACCUAGACCUUGCAUACGAAGCGUAUCUAAAAUGGCGAGAUAAUCCUCGAUACAAGGGGAUUUACUUCCCCGCCGACCGCACUAGACAGGAAGAAGCUCCCUUAGUCGAAGCCCGAAAGUGUCGCAUCGACCAAGAGACAGUUCCCCGUGGCCAUCAGUUUCUUGAUGACCCUGCCCAGGACGGUGGAGAAAGUCUUCUGGUUUGCCAUGACAUCAUUUAUAAGCAUCUUUACUGCGACUGUGGUCUUGAGGGUUUCAGUUGGAGUGGAAGCCAAGGGACCGAUAUAGAACGACGUGGCCAGAAAAGACAGCUUCUACAAGGCGUUUCUGGCUAUUACAAACACUACCUUUGCGUACAUUCCUCAGUCGCCCAUAUCGCCUACUUCGAUUUCAUGUCCGAGACGAACGAGCCCCAAAACUAUCCCAAGUCACUAGCACUAUUGCACAUUGUCGAGACGACACUAUACCUUGUCAGCGCGCUGGUAAUCUAUUAUUUCGUUGGUCCAAACGUGAAGUCGCCAGCCCUCUCUUCUGCCGGGCCACUUUUGAGAAAGAUAUGCUACGGCAUCGCUAUUCCGACGGUUUUGAUUGCCGGUGUUAUCGCAGGCCACGUCGCAUGCAAAACCAUCUACAUUCGUAUAUUCCGCGGUUCAAGCCAUUUGCAUAAGCGCAGUCUUAUAUCCGUCGGCUCGUGCGUUGGAAUUGCCUUGACCUUAUGGGUCAUCGCCUGGGUUAUAGCAGAGUCGAUUCCCAGUUUCAAUAGCUUGUUGAGCCUUAUCAGCUCUUUCCUCUGCAGUGUGUUCAGUUACAUUCUUCCCGCCAUCUUCUGGCUGCAUAUCAACAAAGGCCGCUAUUUCUCCACGACUCGAAAGAGCGUGCUGACAAUAGUCAACCUCGGGAUCUUGGCUAUCGUCUCCGCUAUGUGCGGACUCGGACUAUACAUGUCUAGACGGUCCCUCAACGAAAUCACGACGAAUAUCAGCUGGUCAUGCGCGGAUAAUUCCUGA
Aspergillus affinis is the source of this 2223-nucleotide messenger RNA. Its product is annotated as putative aspartate transaminase. The transcript is spliced from 13 exons. Gene Ontology annotation, cellular component: cytosol. NCBI's taxonomy places the organism in Eukaryota, Fungi, Ascomycota, Eurotiomycetes, Eurotiales, Aspergillaceae. Gene Ontology annotation, biological process: L-aspartate biosynthetic process. Gene Ontology annotation, molecular function: L-aspartate:2-oxoglutarate transaminase activity; pyridoxal phosphate binding. Bases 1 to 2223 code for a protein of 740 amino acids. The record is from RefSeq and is a predicted model, not a curated record.